This is a messenger RNA of Dichotomopilus funicola, 165 nucleotides long. RefSeq lists its product as uncharacterized. The record is from RefSeq and is a predicted model, not a curated record. Lineage: Eukaryota; Fungi; Ascomycota; Sordariomycetes; Sordariales; Chaetomiaceae. Bases 1 to 165 code for a protein of 54 amino acids. The transcript has 4 exons.
AUGUCCCUCCUUGGGAAGUUCCUUUACGUCACGAUCCUCCUCCUUAACGCCAUCUGCAUCCCCUCCGAAGACCGUUUCCUCGCGCGUGUCGGUCUUGCCCCGGCGACGUACCAGCGUGGCUUUGGUCAAGAUGCCGACAGCAGCGUCAAGUACAAGUACCCCUGA